GAGAGGAAGGAGCGCAGCGCGGAGCCCUCUGGGGGACGCCCAGGUCUGCGGCGCCCUCGGCCCCAGAGGCGGAGCCGGAAGCUCUACGGGCUCGUCCGUGAGCCCCUCUGUUUUGGAAGCGGCGGCCCUGUUCCUCUCGACCCGCUCCGCCUGCCCUUGUCGCCGCUUCACCCGGAGGCCCGAGUCCCCUGCCUGGCCGGGCGGUGCCGCCGCAGCUCCCGGACCCGGAAGAGGCGCUACCCCGCUCCUCCGCCAUGGAGCCCGCUGCGCCGUCCCUCACCGAGGAGGACCUGACCGAAGUGAAGAAGGACGCUUUAGAAAAUCUGCGUGUAUACCUGUGUGAAAAAAUCAUAGCUGAGAGACAUUUUGAUCACUUACGUGCAAAAAAAAUACUCAGUAGAGAAGACACUGAAGAAAUUUCUUGCCGAACAUCAAGCAGGAAAAGGGCCGGAAAAUUGUUAGACUAUUUACAAGAAAACCCCAAAGGACUAGAUACACUGGUUGAAUCUAUUCGGCGAGAAAAAACACAGAACUUCCUGAUUCAGAAGAUUACAGAUGAAGUGCUGAAACUUAGAAAUAUAAAACUAGAACAUCUGAAAGGACUGAAAUGUAGCAGCUGUGAACCUUUUCCAGAUGGAGCCACAAACAACUUCUCUAGAUCAAAUUCAGAUGAGAGUAAUUUCUCUGAAAAACUGAGAGCAUCCACUGUCAUAUACCAUCCAGAAGGAGAAUCCAGCACAGCCCCUUUUUUUUCUACUGAGUCUUCACUGAAUUUGCCUGUCCUAGAAGUCGGCAGAACUGAAAAUCCCACCUUCUCUUCAACUACACUUCCCAGGCCUGGGGACCCUGGGGCUCCUCCUUUGCCACCAGAGCUGCAGUUAGAAGAAGGAGGAACUUGUGGAAACUCUAGUGAGAUGUUUCUUCCCUUGAGGUCACGUGCUGUUUCGCAUCAAUGACAGUUUGCAGCCUCUUAAUUUUUUUUAAUAAUGACAAAAAAUAUUUGAAAGAUUAUCAGUCUUUUUAUAAAAUUACUGUAAUGACUUAACAUUUGAUAUAUGUUUUUUAAAAUGCAGUGGAAGCCUACUUUAUAAAAAAGACUUUUUUAGAACCAAAGAAUUGCAUACUUUUAGAUAGCUAAAGAACAUCAAUGUUGAUCAUGUACUUUUCAGUGUUUUCCAUUCUUUCCAUUUUUAAAGUAUUGAGUGUUUUCACAUUUUUUAAGACUAACUUUAAUAGGGAACAUUUCUCUAUUUGAGAAUAGAGUGUUAGGGUGGGAAUGAUGUCUCAGUGUAUUUGUACAAGAAUUUUCAUAGUCUAAUAGUCCUUUCCGACUAUUCAGUAAAUUUUCAGACUAAGUAUAUCUAUAUGGUAAUAAAUCCAGUCACUGACAGGAAAACUACCAGUGUACUGAAAAGAACCUCCCCCUCACUUGGGCUAGACACUUACAGAGUCCCCUUCUGAUGUGGAGGAGCACCUAAGGGAGUGUGAGCCACCUAAGAUCUCAAUUUGCCAAAAUACGUUUCUUAUUAACCUUAUUAAUUAAUACCACUUUCUUAGGAUUUUCACAAUCUUAUCAUUUUCAUUCCUACAGAAAAAAAUCUCAGCAAAAACCUGCUAUUACACGUAAUUUGGUGGGUUUUAAAAGUAUUUUUCUGAACUUUUCAUCCUCUUUCAGUGAGGACCACUGUACAAGUUGAACUAACUAGAACAAAAUGUUGUCUGUGUGUGUAUAUGUGCCAGUCCUGUCUUCAAUACUGUCUGGAACAAGUGGGCCAUUGGCUUCAUUUGUCUUUUUUACUAUAUAACAAAGUUUGACUAGUUUUACACCUUUAUAAAUUUUAUGCUGUCAUUGGUUUUAUUUAAAUUAUAAUCUCCCUGUUUCCUGAUAUAUGUCUCAUAUAUUUCCAUUACUUUGAAAAAGCAGAGGUGGGACUAUGCUAUUAACAACAAGAGUUUUUGAAUUACAGUGCUAUUUUUUGGAAGUUUCAAGUAUUUCAAUAGGAAAUAAAUACCUAAAAUACUUUUUUUACAUGUACCAAUUUUUAUAGAAAUCUUACUUCAAGUGAUGAGAUCAAGUUGCAUUUCUGGAUAGACAUGUAUUUAUCAAUCACAAAGAAGAUCGGCCUUUGGCUUUAGAACUUGUUUUAAGCCUGGAUAAUUUUUGUAGUGUAACAUUUUCUAAGGAUUAUGGGAAGCAUGUUUCACCUUCAGCAAGGCAUAAGAAAACAGUGGCAUUACAUUUAAAGAAGUUAAAAAGCAGAAGCAGGCUUUUCAUUUCAUUAAAAUUUGAUAUGUGGUUACUCUUAUUUAAAAAUAAUUUACUCAGAAUCAGAAAUAAUUUAGAUAUACUGUAUCACCCACAUUUAUAGUUGAUAACACUGAGUUUUCUUUCAGACUGUUAACUAUACAGACAAUAAAAUUAAGGUUUU
Molecule: messenger RNA, 2429 nt
Organism: Nyctereutes procyonoides (raccoon dog)
Lineage: Eukaryota; Metazoa; Chordata; Mammalia; Carnivora; Canidae
Gene: BCL10
Product: BCL10 immune signaling adaptor
Exons: 3
Coding region: 255-956 (233 amino acids)
Biological process (GO): apoptotic process; adaptive immune response; positive regulation of extrinsic apoptotic signaling pathway
Cellular component (GO): CBM complex; cytosol
Molecular function (GO): NF-kappaB binding; protein kinase B binding; kinase activator activity
Source: RefSeq, a predicted model, not a curated record